Molecule: messenger RNA, 108 nt
Organism: Brugia malayi
Lineage: Eukaryota; Metazoa; Nematoda; Chromadorea; Rhabditida; Onchocercidae
Exons: 2
Coding region: 1-108 (35 amino acids)
Source: RefSeq, a predicted model, not a curated record
AUGUUCUGCUUUAUGUGUCGGAUCAUUAAAAAAUUCAUUGAGAAAAGUGGAACGAAGGAUCUUGUUGAAGUUUUUUGCUCUAUCUGCAUGUUGGAGUUUUUUUUUUAG